AUGAAGAAGAGUUUUGUGUCCGGGGAGACUGUCCUGGUCCGAAAUCAAGGAACAAGCGGUUGGGCAGACGGUGUGGCAUGGUUCUUGGGUAUCGGGAAUGCUCUUUUUGCAUAUGUCGGCACAGACGCCCCCAUCCAUAUCGCCGAGGAAAUGCAUCAGCCGGGUCGGCUUCUUCCAGAGUGCCUGAACACCACUCUCGCCAUCGGAGUUGUCACCACCGUGCCCUUGUUGACUGUGAUGAUGUUCACAAUGCUCGACAUGGAGGCUGUGACCAGCUCGGUCCUACCUUCGAUCCAACUGUUCUAUCAAGUCACCGGCAGCAAGGGAGUCGCCACAUUUAUGUUGGUCUGGAUUACCAUCAUCUAUACAAUGUGCAUUACUCCGCAAUGGGUGACUUGCGGAAGAAUGACAUGGGCAUUUUCUCGAGAUAACGGUCUCCCCUUUUCAAACUACUUCAGCAAGAUCGACCCUCGCACAUAG
This is a messenger RNA of Cladophialophora psammophila CBS 110553, 480 nucleotides long. RefSeq lists its product as uncharacterized. The coding region runs from base 1 to 480 and encodes 159 amino acids. Gene Ontology annotation, biological process: transmembrane transport. Lineage: Eukaryota; Fungi; Ascomycota; Eurotiomycetes; Chaetothyriales; Herpotrichiellaceae. The record is from RefSeq and is a predicted model, not a curated record. The transcript is spliced from 5 exons. Gene Ontology annotation, molecular function: transmembrane transporter activity. Gene Ontology annotation, cellular component: membrane.